CCGCUCCAUCAGCUGGAGCGGGGCUGGCUGUGGCGUUAGCGUCGUAGCUUCGGUGCGGGACUGGCCUGGGGCUGCGGGGCUCCGCUCCCCGGCCCCGGCCCCGGCCCCGGCCCCGGCCCCUGCCAGGCGGCGUCGACCCCGCAAACCGACCCCGCAAACCCCGCACCGAGGCCACCAUGGAAGAGAUCCUGAGGAAGCUGCAGAAAGAAGCGUCCGGGAGCAAAUACAAGGCGAUCAAGGAGAGCUGCACUUGGGCCGUGGAAACUUUGGGAGGACCAGAUACUAUUGUCAAGAUCCCACCAUACCAGCUGAGGGAGAAGUGCCUUCUUCCUCUUCAGCUUGCUUUGGAAUCCAAGAAUGUGAAAUUGGCCCAGCAUGCUCUAGCAGGGAUGCAGAAGCUUCUCUCUGAUGAGAGAUUUGUAUCCAUGGAAACAGACUCGGAUGAGAAGCAGCUGCUUAAUCAGAUCCUGAAUGCAGUCAAAGUGACUCCUUCCCUCAACGAGGACCUGCAGGUGGAAGUGAUGAAGGUUUUACUCUGCAUAACUUACUCCUCCACGUUUGACCUGAAUGGAAGUGCAGUGUUGAAGAUCUCUGAGGUUUGCAUUGAGACAUACGUAUCUAGCUGUCACCAGCGUAGUAUUAACACCGCCGUGCGGGCGACUCUCAGCCAAAUGUUGAGUGACUUGACUUUGCAGUUACGGCAAAGGCAGGAGAACACGAUAAUUGAAAACCCAGAAGUCCCUCAAGAUUACAAGAGCCAAGGAUCGACAGUAGAAGCUCUCUGUGAUGAUGUUGUCUCUGUCCUCACUGUCUUAUGUGAGAAACUUCAGGCCGUUAUCAAUGAAAAUCAGCAGUUGCAGCUUCUCUAUCUAGAGUGCAUUCUGUCCAUGCUCAGCAGUUCCUCCACCAGCAUGCACCACCACAAAGCCUUCACUGACCUCAUUUGGAAGCAUCUGUGCCCAGCUCUCAUAGUGAUCCUGGGCAACCCCGUCCAUGAUAAAACCAUCACUUCUGCCCACAGCAGCGGCCCCAGCUUUGAGCCCAUCUCCCCUUCGUCAGGGGUCUCUGACCACGGCCGUGGUUCGGGCUGCUCCUCCACGGCCCCGGCCCUCAGUGGUCCCGUGGCUCGGACCAUCUACUACGUUGCAGGGGAACUCGUGCGAUUGGUGGGGUCGGUGGAAUCCAUGAAGCCAGUGCUUCAGUCUCUCUACCAUCGAAUGCUGCUGUAUCCCCCACCACAGCAUCGAGUGGAAGCCAUCAAAAUCAUGAAAGAGAUACUCGGUAGUCCCCAGAGACUCUAUGAUUUGGCAGGACCCAGCUCUACUGAUCCAGAAUCCAGAAGAAGAACAGUCUCCAAAAGGAAGUCACAUCUGGAUCUUCUCAAACUUAUCAUGGAUGGAAUGGCUGAAGCCUGCAUAAAAGGUGGCAUUGAGGCUUGUUAUGCCUCCGUGUCUUGUGUCUGCGCCCUGCUCGGUGCUUUAGAUGAACUAAACCAGGGAAGAGGCUUGAAUGAGGACCAGGUCCAGCUGGUUCUCCAGCGCCUCGAAGAACUGAAGGAUGGGGUGGAGUCGAACCGAGACUCCAUGGAGAUCAACGAGGCUGAUUUCCGGUGGCAGCGGAGGGUGUUGUCCUCCGAACACACCCCAUGGGAAUCGGGAAAUGAGAAAAGCCCCGAUAUCAGCAUCAGUGUUACCACAGAUACGGGCCAGACUACUCUGGAGGGGGAUAUGGGGCAGACAACGCCAGAGGACCACCCUGAGGAUCAGAAGAAUGUUUUGCAAUCACCAGAGGUCCAGGAGAGAAAGGAACUUCCCAGUAAAGAACCAGAGUCAGAAGCCAUAGACCAACCAGAUGUCGUUCAAAGGAGCCACACGGUUGUUUACCCGGAUAUCACCAACUUCCUGUCAGUCGACUGCAGGACUAGGUCCUAUGGAUCCAGAUAUAGUGAGAGUAAUUUCAGUGUAGAUGACCAAGACCUUUCAAGGACUGAAUUUGAUUCAUGUGACCAGUACUCCAUGGCUGCAGAAAAGGACUCGGGCCGGUCAGACGUGUCAGACAUCGGGUCAGACAACUGCUCGCUAGUGGACGAGGAGCAGACGCCACGGGACUGCCAGGGUCACAGGUCACUGCGCACUGCUGCGCUCUCCCUGAAGCUGCUGAAGAACCAGGAGGCUGACCAGCACAGCGCCAGGCUCUUUGUCCAGUCCCUGGAAACACUCCUCCCCAGGCUCCUGGCUCUCCCCAGUGUGGAGGAGGUGGACUCCGCACUCCAGAAUUUUGCCUCGACCUUCUGCUCAGUUAUGCACCUAGUCCACGCCCCCAAAGUGACGUCAGUGGAAAAUCCAAGAAGCCAGCCGCCCAGACCUUGCAAACCCUCAAGAGGUUUGAUUCAGUCUCCAGGGUUCGAUGGGAACAGUAACCUCAGUUUCCAGACACUGAUGAGUGCGGACAGCCUCUAUGGGGUCUCCCACUAUACUCUUUUACUCAACCUGAAGCUGUCCAAUGGUGAUUACUACCGAAAGAAGCCAACCAUCGCUCCCGUGACGCUGAAAGAAUUUAUGAAGCAGGUCCAAACCAGUGGAGUCCUGAUGGUCUUUUCCCAGGUCUGGAUUGAGGAACUUUACCAUCAGGUGCUCGACCGGAAUAUACUUGGAGAAGCUGGAUACUGGGGAAGCCCCGAGGAGCAUAACCUUCCCCUCAUCACCAUGUUGACCGACCUCGAUGGAUUGGAGAGCAGCGCGAUAGGCAGGCAGCUGAUGGCAUCAGCUUCUGCUGAAUCUCCUCCCACCCAGAACAGAAGGCCAGAUGAUUCCCUUGUAGCAGGUGUUGCAUUUGCCCGAUACCUCCUUAUCGGCUGCUGGAAGAACAUGAUUGAUACGCUAUCCACACCUCUGACCGGCCGCAUGGUGGGAAGUUCUAAGGGUUUGGCAUUCAUCCUGGGGGCCGAAGGCGUCAAAGAGCAGAACCAGAAAGAACGAGACGCCAUUUGCAUGAGCCUGGAUGGGCUGAGGAAAGCAGCCCGGCUGAGCUGUGCCUUAGGAGUGGCUGCAAACUGUGCAUCGGCCCUUGCUCAGAUGGCGGCUGCUUCCUGCGUACAGGAAGAGAAAGAGGAAAGGGAAGCUCAAGAACCAAGUGACACCAUAACCCAAGUGAAACAGAAAGUGGAACAGAAGCUGGAGCAGAUUGGGAAAGUGCAAGGGGUGUGGCUUCACACAGCCCACGUGCUCUGCAUGGACGCCAUUCUCAACGUAGGCUUGGAAAUGGGAAGUCACAAUCAAGACUGCUGGCCGCAUGUAUUCAGAGUCUGUGAGUACAUCAGCACCUUGGAGCACACCCAUUUCAGCGACGGCACAGCCCAGCCCCCGCUGACCAUCAGCCAGCCCCAGCAGGCCUCCGGCGGGCCAGGACCGCAGGAAGGGCACGGUGCUGAAGACCCGGCGUCCCAGGAGUCGAGCGUUGAGCAGGAGACCUCACUGAGGAACACUCCCAUCAUCCAGCCUCCUUCCAUUCAGGAGCUGAUCAAGGAGGGCAGCAAGGGCCGAGCGCUGGACUUCCGGGGGGGCAGCCUGAUGAGCGGGAGCAGUGCCGCCAAAGCUGUCCUCACCCUCUCCACGCAGGCAGACAGGCUCUUUGAAGAUGCUGCUGACAAGCUGAACCUCAUGGCGCUCGGAGGUUUCCUUUACCAGCUGAAAAAAGCUUCCCAAUCCCAGCUGUUCUACACAGUCACAGACACCGUCGACUACUCUCUAGCAAUGCCAGGAGAAGUUAAAUCCACCCAGGACAAAAGAAGCGCUCUCCACUUGUUCCGCCUCGGGGAUGCGAUGCUCAGGAUUGUACGGCGCAAAUCCCGACCCCUCCUCCACAUCAUGCGCUGCUGGAGCCUCGUGGCCCCCCAUCUGGUGGAGGCGGCCUGCCAUAAGGAAAGGCCCGUUUCCCAGAAGGCAGUGUCUUUUAUCCACGCCAUCCUCACGGAGGUUCUGACAGACUGGAGCGAGCCCCCUCAUUUUCACUUCAACGAGGCGCUGUUCCGCCCAUUCGAGCGCAUCAUGCAGCUGGAGCUGUGCGACGAGGAUGUCCAGGAUCAGGUUAUCACAUCCAUCGGAGAGUUGGUGGAAGUGUGUUCCGCACGGAUCCAGUCUGGAUGGAGGCCUUUGUUCAGUGCCCUGGAAACAGUACACUGCAGCGACAAGUCUGAAAUGAAGGAGUACCUUGUGGGUGACUACUCCAUGGGCAAGGGUCAGGCUCCCGUCUUUGAUGUCUUUGAGGCAUUUCUCAACACAGACAACAUCCAAGUCUUUGCCAAUGCAGCCAUCAGUUACAUUAUGUGCCUUAUGAAGUUUGUCAAAGGAUUGGGGGAAGAAGAUUGUAAAGAGGUGGGUGGUGACUGUGGCCCGGGGUCAGGAUCCACAUCUACAGAUUUGUGCCUUCCUGCGCUGGACUAUCUGCGGCGAUGUUCUCAGUUGUUAGCCAAAAUCUACAAAAUGCCCUUGAAGCCAAUUUUCCUUGGGGGACGCCUUGCUAAUUUGCCCCGAAGAGCCCAAGAGCGAUCCGCCAGCAGUGAGGAUGGGAUCGAGUCAGUGCUUUCUGAUUUUGAUGAUGACUCUGGUCUUAUAGAAGUCUGGAUCAUCCUGCUGGAACAGCUGACAGCUGCAGUAUCCAACUGUCCUCGUCAGCACCAACCCCCAACUCUGGAUUUGCUCUUUGAGCUGCUGAGAGAUGUGACAAAAAUACCUGGCCCUGGGUUUGGCAUCUAUGCUGUCGGCCACCUGCUCCUUCCUGUGAUGUCCCUUUGGCUCCAUCGAAGCCAUGCCGACCACGGCUACUGGGACAUGGCCGCUUCAAAUUUCAAGCAUGCCAUUGGUCUGUCCUGUGAGCUGGUGGUGGAGCAUAUUCAAAGCUUUAUCCAUUCAGACAUUAGGUAUGAAAAUAUGAUCAACACAAUGCUAAAAGAUCUCUUCAAGCUGUUGGUGGCAUGUGUGGCAGAGCCUACAGAAACUAUUUCCAGAGUUGGUUGCUCCUGUAUUAGGUAUGUCCUUGUGACAGCAGGACCCGUUUUCACCGAAGAGAUGUGGAGACUCGCCUGCUGUGCGCUGCAAGAUGCGUUCUCUGCUACGCUGGAGCCAGUGAAGAACCUGUUGGGGUGUUUCCACAGUGGGACGGAAAGCUUCGGGAGCGACGGCUGUGAGGUGAAAGUGGCAGCUCCCUCCCCUUCCCCCAGUGCCGAGGCAGAGUACUGGCGGAUCCGAGCCAUGGCACAGCAGGUGUUCAUGUUAGAUACGCAGUGCUCCCCAAAGACACCGAACAACAAGGAAGGAUUUGAGCAUGCUCAGUCCUGUGUACUUAUCAUUGAACUGCCGUCCGACGAGAAGCCCAAUGGACAUACCCAGAAAAGGAAACUAGGAAUUCCUUUCAGGACAAUUGUAGUGAGUUUACUUUCUCAUCAAGUGCUGCUUCAGAAUUUAUAUGAUAUCUUGUUGGAAGAGUUUGUGAAAGGCCCUUCUCUUGGAGAGGACAAGGCUGUGCAGGUAGCAGACAUCAAGCUGGCUGGCUUCCUCAGGUAUAUAUCCAUGCAGAACUUGGCUGUCAUAUUUGACUUACUGCUCGACUCCUACCGGACAGCCCGGGAGUUUGACACCAGGCCAGGGUUGAAGUGUCUGCUGAAGAAAGUGUCUGGCAUUGGUGGGGCCGCCAAUCUAUAUCGCCAGUCAGCCAUGAGCUUCAAUAUCUACUUUCACGCACUGGUGUGUGCAGUUCUCACCAACCAAGAGAACAUCACAGCCGAGCAGGUGAAGAAGGUAUUAUUCGAGGAUGACGAGAGAAGUACGGAUUCUUCUCAGCAGUGCUCUUCUGAAGAUGAAGAUAUUUUUGAGGAAACUGCCCAAGUCAGUCCCCCACGAGGAAAGGAGAAGAGGCAGUGGAGGGCUCGGAUGCCUUCUCUAAGCAUCCAGCCCGUCAGCAAUGCUGACUGGGCGUGGUUGGUCAAAAGACUUCACAAGCUUUGCAUGGAACUGUGCAACAACUACAUCCAAAUGCAUCUGGAUUUGGAGAACAACGUGGAAGAGCCCCCGGUGUUCAAAGGUGACGCUUUCUUCUUCCUUCCCUCCUUCCAAUCUGAAACAUCCACCCCAUCAACAGGCGGGCUUUCUGGCAAGGAGACACCCUCAGAAGAUGACCACAGCCAAAUAAAGGACCAGCUGCCUAGUGCUGGGACCCCAAAGGGAGUCGGUGGAGAAAUACCAACGAUGCCACUGAGCCCCAGAGGGGAGAAGGACCAAGGCAAGAAGAAGGAGUGGUGGGAGAGUGCAGGAAAUAAAAUCUAUACCAUAGCCACAGACAAAACUAUUUCCAAACUGAUGACAGAAUAUAAGAAAAGGAAACAGCAGCACAACUUAUCCCCUUUCACCAAAGAUGCCAAGGUGGAAAAGAAGGGAGAGACCCUGAACGGUAGGGGUCAAGACUCGCCUCUCCCCCAGCGCCCUCAGCAGCUGGUGGACCAAGGUCAAAUGAGGCAUUCCUUCAGUGCUGGCCCAGAGAUCCUGAGGGCAGAGAAGAGACCCCGCUCGGGCUCCACGGCAAGCUCCCUGAAUAUUUCUGUAAGAGAUGCUGAGGCGCAGAUCCAGGCCUGGACCAACAUGGUAUUGACGGUUCUCAAUCAGAUUCAGAGCCUACCGGACCAGACAUUCACUGCCCUCCAGCCGGCUGUGUUCCCUUGCAUUAGCCAACUGACUUGUCACGUCACUGAUAUCCGUGUUCGCCAGGCUGUGAGGGAAUGGCUGGGAAGAGUGGGAAGGGUCUACGAUAUCAUCGUAUAGAAGAACCCCAUUUCUUAAGCAAGCAGAGACCAUCCUGAGGAUUUAGGUUAUGGCAACAAGUUCCAAUGACCAUUCCCUCCCCGGUAUGAAAUUGGCAUCCAGAAAAGAGUUCCCUGAAUGAAACAAAAAACCUUAAGCUUAAUUGAUUUUCUAAAAUCGGCCCAGUUGUUCCCGACAGGAAAGCGAUUUUUAAAUUUUGUUUCCACAGAGUCUAUGCUAUCAAAUUGUACCAUUCUAAGUCUUGUGAAUUAUUUCCUGAAGGGCAAAUAAUUUCAAAGGGCUGCAUUCUUACUGUCCGUUUUGAAGACACAUUUGCCAGUGAAAAGAUAUAACAACUUGACAUGCCAAAAUGUGCUAGUAUUUCAGGCUGGUGUAAUAAGGUCUAGAAAAUGGAAUAUCCAGUGAUGUUACAUAGUCAAAAACAGAGAGUACAUAUGACUGUAAGGAGGAAAGUCUCUUGCAGUAUUAUUCAUGGUUGUAAUAAGCAUGAAUAUCCUUUUCCCUGUACCCUACUCACCCUGCCCUCAACCUCACAGUACUUUAUGUACAUGUCUGUAAUUUAUUUUGUCUGUUUCCUCUUGUAGAUUGUAAGCUCCUUGAGGACAAGAAAGGUGUCUUAUCAACUCUGUUGUAACAUACUCUCCCAAGCAUGUAGUUCAGAGUUCCGCAGACAGUAAGCGUUCAAUAAAUUCCACUGAUUGAUUCAACUUUAGGAUGUAAAGAACUCCUAAUUGCAUCCAUAAAACUUAUGUCCCAACUUCACCUUGUGGAAUACCACUGUGAUUUUCUGUACUGAGGGGCAAAAUUCCAGCAGAUCGCAACAAUAUUAGUUCAUGGUACGAUAUCCUUUCUGACUAGAUUUGCAUUGUUUAGGAAAAUGUCAGUGGGUGUUCACCUGUCAAAACUAGCAGAGUUAAGGCCACCUAGAGUCCCAGCAAGUUUGGGAUUUAAAAAGUGAAUUAAUGAUAAGUAUGUUAAUGGGAAGCAGCAUGGCCUAGUGGAAAGAGCACAGGCCUGGGAGUCAGAGAAUCUGGAUUCUAAUCCCAGCUC
Messenger RNA from Ornithorhynchus anatinus (platypus), 7862 nucleotides. RefSeq names its product ARFGEF family member 3 (gene ARFGEF3). NCBI's taxonomy places the organism in Eukaryota, Metazoa, Chordata, Mammalia, Monotremata, Ornithorhynchidae. The transcript has 36 exons. Gene Ontology annotation, molecular function: guanyl-nucleotide exchange factor activity. The coding region runs from base 177 to 6812 and encodes 2211 amino acids. The record is from RefSeq and is a predicted model, not a curated record. Gene Ontology annotation, biological process: regulation of ARF protein signal transduction.